Messenger RNA from Scheffersomyces stipitis CBS 6054, 996 nucleotides. RefSeq lists its product as uncharacterized. The transcript has a single exon. Lineage: Eukaryota; Fungi; Ascomycota; Pichiomycetes; Serinales; Debaryomycetaceae. The coding region runs from base 1 to 996 and encodes 331 amino acids. The record is from RefSeq and is a predicted model, not a curated record.
AUGGUAGCGUGCUCGGACAUCUCGUAUCUCUCAGGUAUGUUCAGUACAUUAUCUUGUACUUCCUGGAUCUUUGCCCAGCUACCUCAGAUCAUCGAAAACUACAAGAACAAGUCAGCCGAAGGCAUUUCGCCAACCUUUUUGUUGCUCUGGUUCAUGGGCGAUUUUUUAAGUUUCACCAGCUGUCUUUUGAACGACGUCGUCCUUCAGUUCCAGAUCUAUUUGAGCAUCUUCUUCUUGUGCAACGAUAUUACUUUAUGUUUCCAGUACUACUACUACAACAGUGUUUAUCCACGCAAACAUGGAUUGAUGUACCAGCCCAUAGCAACAGAAGCCGCAACAUUUGCAGAUGCAGAAGGGAAUGCCGUGGACAUGCAUUCGAGCUCCAAUUCUGUCCACAUACGACACACCAGGAACUCCGAAAGCAAAUGCCCUACGCCAGCAAGCAACACUAGUUCCACAUCUAGUAGCUACAACUCUAUAAACGACAACAAAACUUCAGUCCUCAAGGUAGCAGCUAUCUCUACGAUUCUCAAUGCGGGAAGCUCAGCUGCUAUGCCAAUUUUUGCCAAAGUUCUGACAGAUGACGAUACCGACGGGUAUUCUGGAAAAGAGACGUUAGCACUAGUACUCGCCUGGGGAUGCACUUUAGUCUAUAUAAGCUCCAGAUGCCCACAGCUAUACAAAAACUACUUGAGAAAGUCGGUCGACGGAAUAUCACCAAUUCUUUUCGGCGCUGCUCUUUUAGGCAAUUUAACGUACACCCUCUCCAUAUUGACCAGCUGUGAAUUUGUAUUUGGCGAUUCAAAGCUGGAGUUCAUCAUGAAAGAAUUGCCCUAUAUACUAGGCUCGUCUGGAACCAUCGUUUUUGACGUAGCCUAUUUCUACCAGAAAUACUUGUAUAGAUCCACAGGAAAAAAUACCCAAGUCAUGACGUUGGAAAACUGGAGCUCUAUCGACAUGCACAAUGAUAGCAGCGAAAACUCGGCCUUGGUAUAG